CGCCGGACCACCUGCGGGCCAGUGCGCGGCCCGGAGCCCCUCCUCCUCAGGCUGUUCUGUUACUCCGUAGCUGCGGGGCUCGGCUCUGGAGCAGAUGAUGGAUUUUGAGAAUCUCUUUUCUAAACCCCCUAACCCAGCUCUCGGCAAGAAACCCGCCACGGAUUGUGACGAAAGAGUCGAUGGUGAAAUAGAUGAUACAGAAGUUGAAGAAACACAAGAAGAGAGAGUAAAAUGGGAAGUAAAACUGGAGUGUGAGCAAAUUCCCAAAAAAUUUAGGCACUUCGGAAGCUCUACAAUAGCACCAAAGAAUUUGCAACAUAGAAAAUCAAGAAGUAAGGACUAUGAUGUAUACAGUGAUAAUGAUAUCUGCGGUCAGGAAUCAGAAGAUAAUUUUGCUAAAGAGCUUCAGCAGUAUAUACAAGCUAAAGAGAAGGCAAAUGUUACUCAGUCCCUAUCAUUUCCUGAAGAAUCUGCAAAGAAAGAGGGAGCAAAGGAUACCCAGAAAGCUAUUAAACAAAAAAAUAAAAAUAAGAACCUGAAAGCUAUUCACAAGAAUGGUAAACAGAAGAAAAUGAAGCGAAAAUGGCCUGGCACUGCAGAGAAAGGAUCCAGCGCUUCCCUGAGGAGCAGUGGCUCACAGGAACAGGAUGGUAAACCUAAAGAGAAGCAGCAGCCUGUGAGAAUGAGUCAGGGAUUCAUCAACCAACACACGGUGCAACGCCAGGGAAAACAAAUUUGUAAAUAUUUUCUUGAAAGGAAAUGUAUUAAGGGAGACCAGUGUAAAUUUGACCAUGAUGCAGAAAUAGAGAAGAAAAAGGAAAUGUGUAAAUUUUAUGUACAAGGAUAUUGUACCAGAGGCGAAAACUGUCUGUAUUUGCAUAAUGAAUAUCCUUGCAAGUUUUACCAUACAGGAGCAAAGUGUUAUCAGGGAGAAUAUUGCAAGUUUUCACAUGCUCCAUUGACUGCUGAAACACAAGAACUGUUGGCUAAAGUUUUGGAUCCUGAAAAGAAGUCAUCAUGAAAAUAAAAUACA
Messenger RNA from Phacochoerus africanus (Common warthog), 1033 nucleotides. RefSeq names its product zinc finger CCCH-type containing 8 (gene ZC3H8). The transcript is spliced from 8 exons. Gene Ontology annotation, cellular component: nucleus. Gene Ontology annotation, molecular function: RNA binding; metal ion binding. Gene Ontology annotation, biological process: negative regulation of DNA-templated transcription. The coding region runs from base 95 to 1021 and encodes 308 amino acids. The record is from RefSeq and is a predicted model, not a curated record. Lineage: Eukaryota; Metazoa; Chordata; Mammalia; Artiodactyla; Suidae.